AUGGACGGAAAAUACCUAACUGUCCCUUUGACACUGCACCUGACGACCUUCUUCAUCGUCAACAUCCCAGUCGCCCUCCUCCGCCUCCGCGCGACUCUCUUACAGGAAACCUCGACAGCAGGACUCACCCUCAUCACCCCUUACUUUAUCGACAACCUUCUCUUGGUUCUCAUCUCGCUCUCCUACAAAGCCGCCCCACCCGUACUCGCCCAGCCUGCCAUCACCAAGGAAGGAGCAUGGUACCCUUGCCCAGAACAGUACGCCUCCUGGAUUGAACGCGCCUUCUUCACCUGGGGUGGAAAUCUCAUGCUCCGCGAAACGAUCCAGUACACCGGCUCCUUACACCCCAGUCGAAUCCUCCAUCGCAAAGCCCUCGAUAGGAUCCUUCACUCGCCGAUCCGGCUCUUCGACACCGCUCCUCUGGGCCGCAUCAUCAACCACUUCACCCGCGAUAUGGACACAGUCGACCAACAGGUCACCAACGUCUCUGCUAACAUAAUGGUCGACUUCUUGGGCAACCCCACUGUCACUGGUGUGAUCGCCUAUGUGAACUCACAGUUCCUGGUUCCCGAUCUGGUCAUCUCGGCGCUGUUUGUGGUCAUUGCCAUGUUCUACACUCGCACCUCCCACGAGCUCAAUCGACACGAGAUCACGACCAACUCGCCCGUUUUUUUGCAUUUCGCCGAGGACUUGAAUGGAGUCACGACGAUCCGCGCCUUUGGGUUCGAGAAGCGGUUUAAUACCUACUAUCAGGAGCUGUUGGACGAACACAACCGGCCUUAG
Molecule: messenger RNA, 783 nt
Organism: Linnemannia hyalina
Lineage: Eukaryota; Fungi; Mortierellomycota; Mortierellomycetes; Mortierellales; Mortierellaceae
Source: the annotation of a GenBank genome assembly